AUGGGGAUCAAGAAAUCAAACAAACUCCCUCAAGCAGCACUCAUUAAGCAAAUCCUCAAAAGAUGUUCUAGUUUAGGCAAGAAGCAUGGAUACGACGUCGAUGGCCUCCCUCUCGACGUCCCUAAAGGCCAUUUUCCGGUCUACGUCGGCGCUAAUAGAACAAGAUACAUCGUUCCGAUUUCUUUCUUGACACACCCUGAAUUCCAACGCCUACUUCGUUAUGCUGAGGAGGAGUUCGGAUUUCAUCACGAAAUGGGCCUCACGAUCCCUUGCGAAGAAGUGGUUUUCCGAUCUCUUACCUCCAUGCUCCGGUGA
Lactuca virosa is the source of this 315-nucleotide messenger RNA. The record is from the annotation of a GenBank genome assembly. NCBI's taxonomy places the organism in Eukaryota, Viridiplantae, Streptophyta, Magnoliopsida, Asterales, Asteraceae.